CCACACGGAGAAUUCUUUUGAAUCGAAACGCGCGCAGGCGCGUAAUUUCGUUGGUUCAUUCAAGUGAGGUUCGCGGUUUCCGCGUCUUCGACUAUCAUCAGUGCGUCGUCAAACCGACGCGCGCCAGGGUUAUCGCACCAGUUCGUGUUUUUUAAAAUAUCUCUAUCCAUAGUUCAGAAACGAACGCGCUAUUAUGAAUGUCCCGCCGGUGGUCGACUCCCGAUUCGAAAAUUAUUUCGCCAUUUCUCAGUUGCGCGAAAAUCAUCGAUGCAAAGUUGUUUGAAAUUGAAAAAAAAAAAGAAGGAAAUUCGAUAUCCUGUGCCGAUUUCAACGUUAUCCUGUUUGGGGAUCCUCUUCACGAUUGUAAUUUGUGGCAAUUACCAUUUCAACAAUGAGACAAUGAGAUCACGGAGUUGAUCCGAGUGCCGAAUACUCUAAACCAUAGAACUAUUGAAAAAACAGAAUAAGAUAAAAAAUAAUUGACCGAUUUCAAGUUCUGGUUUUCGAUAAAAGUUCACUGGCCUGUUUUUUGGAAUUUGAGUUACGUACAGUGCGCCGAUUUUUCUUUCGUUUUAUCGCCGAGUGCAAUUUGCGAGGUUUCCUUCUGAAUUUCGAUUGAAUUUUUUGUACGGGUAAAAAACAAAAUGUGAUUCGUCUGCAAACUACGAGAGCUUAGUCAUCUUAUUUCACACGAUUUUGGCGGUGGAGGCGGAGGACGAGGAGGAGGAGAAAAGAAGACGUCUAAAACUUCUUAGGUGAUAAUGAAGUUUUCAUACUUUCGUUCAAGCCGGUAAGGCCAGUACGUCCUAAAAAUGCCAAACAGACAUUAUCGUCGUCAUCAUUUCGAAACAACGGAAGUGAUACACUGGCAGCUGAGAAGUAUUUGUUACUACUCGGCUAUGGUGAUCAAGUGACUGCCAUCUAUAAAUUACGAAGAGAAGAGAAAAAAAAUUAGAGGGAAAGAAAGAAAAAGUACAUAUACGUCAAAUACGGGUCUAUACACACGCCGUUAUAAUUCUUUCGAUUUUUCCUUUUGUUUCUGUUGUUUUUUUUUUUUUUUUUUUUUCAAUUCAUUUAUUGUUAUUGUUGUCACAUUUUACUUCCCUUCUCCACCUCGAUUAGUAAUUUGUUACACGUCAAAGUUUGCAUACAAAUAUUACAAUUAUACAAAAUAGAUAAAUAGUAAGCUAAACUUGAAUGAAAUUCUGCAAAUGAGAUUGGAAAUUUAUUUGGCGGAUGGAAUGUUAAUUGUAAAUUGAAAAAAUCAAUAUUCAUACGUAUAACGAUUGAAAUUGACACGCCUAAAAACGAGUGAAUGAAGAUUUGAAGAAAUCGAUAAAGUGAAUCGAAAAUAUAGAUAAAGUGGAUUGAAAAAAUAUCGAAGUAAAAAAAUUAAAUAAAAAAAAUUGUGCUACGAAUGGUGAUUACAAUGAAAAAAGGCUGAUUCGAUUAAUUUUCAAAAAAUCAAAAAGAAAAAAGUUAGAAAUAAAAAUUUUAGAUAGAGAGAAAAAAAAGUUAACGUAAAUAAUAGUCCAAUUUUUAUCGCGAUAUUGAAUAUAAGUGAUAACUAUAAACCGUGGUGUCUAUACGUAUAAUAAUCGUAUUAUUAUAUAAUUGAAAAUAAAAAAACAAAUCUGCGCAACUCUUGAUCCUGAAAUAAUAAUAAUAACAAUAAUAAUAACAGUAACAAUAAGAAACCAAGCGACUGCAAAUAUUUAUCAAAACUCAAAAUGCUUACGACCAUGUCUUCAAUCUUACUGGAAUUCAAUUCUUCGUAUUAUUCGACUACAGUUACGGGGUCAACUUUGUCUGAAGGAUUUUCAGCUCUAGGACCCGACUCUCAAAAUGCUACCGCAACGCCCUAUAUGCUUCCGGCUUACAUUCGUAACACCUCUAUGGUGGUUUGUAUACUGGUUAUGGUGUUGGGGGUCGUUGGAAACCUUAUGGUCCCCCUGGUUGUUUUGCGGGGCAAGGACAUGAGAAACAGCACAAACAUAUUUUUGGUCAACCUGAGCGUUGCCGACCUCUGCGUUCUUCUCGUUUGUGCACCGACUGUUCUGGUCGAGGUAAAUUCAAGACCGGAGAUUUGGGCGCUCGGAGAACACAUGUGCAAAGCCGUUCCUUUCGUUGAAUUGACCGUCGCCCACGCCUCCGUUCUCACUAUCCUUGCUAUAAGUUUCGAACGUUACUAUGCGAUUUGCGAACCACUGAGAGCUGGGUACGUCUGCACGAAAGCGAGGGCUACCGGUCUCUGUUUUUUGGCCUGGGCUGCGGCAGCGCUUUGUACAAGCCCGAGUAUCCUGAUGUCAAAUUAUCACAUGGAGGAAUACGUCGACGGGUCGAUGGUACCGGUGUGUCAAAUACAAUCGAAUAAAACGUGGACGGAUGCAUUCUUCGUGACAACAAUAAUAGUAUUCUUCUUCUUACCGUUAUUCAUAUUGAUAGUAUUGUACACGAUAAUAGCGCGUCAUCUGAUGGCGAAUCCAACAAUAAGUCGUGGUCCAGCGAAUAACUUAUUGAAAUAUCGUAAGCAAGUUGUGUUGAUGCUGGGUACGGUCGUACUCAGUUUUUUCGUAUGUUUAUUGCCAUUUAGAGCGUUAACCUUAUGGAUAAUAUGCGUUUCCCAGGAAUCGAUGCUUCACCUUGGUUUCGAAAGAUAUUACAGUAUUUUAUAUUUUUGUAGGGUAAUGUUAUACUUGAAUUCGGCCGUUAAUCCGAUUCUGUAUAAUUUAAUGUCGACUAAAUUUCGCGAAGGUUUUCUGAGACUGUGCGGUUUGGGUAAAAACAAAAAGAAACAACCGGGAAGGACCGGCACCUAUACGACCGGAUCGACGAACUGCAGCACCAACCAAUCCUCCGAUUUUUGGCGGAGACACAGCAGCAACAAAAGCUGCAGCGUUAAAGUCCCCGGUACGCCGGUUGAAAAACAAAUGAAAUUACCGCUCCUUUCCUCCGUUACGGAUAUUGGAAUUAUUAAGAAAAAACAAGAAAGUUACGUCUAAUAAUUUUCCCUCUUUCUUCCUCUCCCUAUUCUUUUUUAUUCAAACAAACGAUACGGAGAAAAUUGAGACUCGACCGAGACUCCUUUCCUUUCACGUUUUAUGCACAGAGAAAAGAUAUUCUCAAAAAUUUAUGGUACUGUAAUAAUUGUUCGAUAUUGCACUACAUGACAUUAUUUGCAGUGCCGUCGUUUGAAUGAUGAAAAAACAAUGAAUGAACGAAUGACCAAAACAAUGGAUGAAAAAUAUUGACAAAAAUUAUGCUAUUGGCUCCCAUCAUUACCGAAUGACUAGGUAGUUAAAUUCAAACUAAUUAAAAAUCAUUGAUAAAUUCAUAUGCAUAUAAUUUUCAUCUAUAUAAAAGGGGCCAGAAAAAUAUAACAUAAAAUGUCUGAUCAGCUAUAUGAAUUGUAACGAAUCAAUUACUCGUUUGAUUGUUUAUGAUCCGACAUUGAAGAUCGUGCGUUUUUAAUUGUAAAUAUUAGUCACGAUCAUAAUUACGGUAAUAGGUGAUAGUAUGAAAAAGAAAAAAUUGAUCGAGCCCAAAUAAUGACAUUAAUACUGUAAUUGGAAUUGUAUAUUAUUAUUAAGUUCAAAAUCCUGAAUCUGUAUGUCGAGAAAAACGAGAAGAAACAGAAUUAUUAUUAUAAUGAUCAAAGAGAAGAAUUAACGGAAAAACAAAUAAGACAACUUAUCAAAGUCCAUAUGCUCGUCUAUACGUACGAUAUGAUAUGUUAUGUAUGAUAUAAUCAAUUUUCAAGUAAUUUUGGGAUCAAAGGCAAAAAUCGAAAUUGAAAAUCAUCAGCAUUGUCGUUGUAUGUUAUACUACAUAUUACGUGUGGUAAUAAUAUGAAUAUGCUAUCGCAAACAAAGAGAAAGAAAAAAUCAUCAUCGUUGUAUCACAAUAUCAUAUAAAAUAUAUGUAAUCGACAUCGUGAUAAUAAUUGUAUGAUUGUCAUUCUCUUCUUCGUCAUUACUAAUCGGUGUACAUGGAUCAUUGAUGAUGAUCAUUAUUAUUAUUACAGUUCACUCAUUGUCAGACUAUAAGUAUCAUGUAUGCACGUACAACUACUAUAGUUUUUAAUAAAUGCAAGACUGGUAGUGAUUGCAAAAAUUAACGAGAUAAAGAAAAAAUUGGAGGAAUUUAUUCAUUGUUGUUAGUAUUAUCAUUAUGAUUAUCACUAUCAGCCCUUGAUGGUAUAAAAUUUCAUUAUAUGAAAUUAUGGAGGAUAGGAGAAACGCGUUAAUUUUUCUCUCGUUUUUGUUCAAAAAAUUAAAUUGAAUGAUUCGUUAUUUUAAUAAAUAAUCUAGUCAGUUACAUAAGAUACAAAUAAUGAUACCGCACUACUGUAAAUUUAGGAAAAUAGGAGUCCGCGUUGCUCAUUACGAAGCAAUAGAAUUUAUUUUGUUCCCUGAAUAGAUUUUUUAAUGAGUUGACUAAUAAUAAGUGCAGCUAGAAACAUUCAGCUCGCCCGAAUGAGCAUCAUUGUAUCCCGUUACAUGAACACUUCAAAUUGACAGUUAGAAAAAGACGUUAAAAAUAAAAGAGUUGAAUAAAACUGACGUAGGUUAGUUUUAUAACCGCACCGACGGUGAAAUCAAACAAAAAUUUAUCACAUUCAUGUAUUUGAUGGAUACAAAGAAAAAUAAUCAAUUUGGAAAUAAUUAUUGGUAACUGCGAUUUAUCGAAUGAUUUUCAUUAUACAUAUUUUCUAUGAUAUAUAUCUAUCGCGGACAACAAGUAUAUAUACAUAAAAUGAUAAUUGUUCUAUGUAACACCAUCUGUAUAAGAGAUGCUUAAAAAAAGAGGAGUAAAAAUCACACACUUGUAUAUAUGUACGCUGCAUAUGCAUAUUAGUCUGUAGGUGAGAGGUCAGAAAUAUAUCUUCGAUAAUUAUAAUGAAUAAAAUAUAGUAUAUCGAUAAUGAAAAAAGUACACAAUUAUUUUAAUAUAUGUAUAUGAUUAUUAAUGUAUAGUAAACGUUUAAGAAUUGGUGUAAAUAUUUUGUAAAAAAAAACCAAAAAAACAAAAAAAAAGGAUGUAACUAAUAAAAUAUUUAUAUAUGUAUAUAUGUAACAUAUGAUAUGGAAAAUAACGA
Athalia rosae (coleseed sawfly) is the source of this 5098-nucleotide messenger RNA. It is a transcript of the gene ETHR, whose product is annotated as thyrotropin-releasing hormone receptor. NCBI's taxonomy places the organism in Eukaryota, Metazoa, Arthropoda, Insecta, Hymenoptera, Athaliidae. Gene Ontology annotation, molecular function: G protein-coupled receptor activity. The transcript is spliced from 7 exons. The coding region runs from base 1731 to 3002 and encodes 423 amino acids. The record is from RefSeq and is a predicted model, not a curated record. Gene Ontology annotation, cellular component: plasma membrane. Gene Ontology annotation, biological process: G protein-coupled receptor signaling pathway.